Molecule: messenger RNA, 807 nt
Organism: Tetrahymena thermophila SB210
Lineage: Eukaryota; Ciliophora; Oligohymenophorea; Hymenostomatida; Tetrahymenidae
Product: kinase domain protein
Exons: 10
Biological process (GO): activation of GTPase activity; nucleocytoplasmic transport
Cellular component (GO): perinuclear region of cytoplasm; nucleus; cytosol
Molecular function (GO): small GTPase binding; GTPase activator activity
Source: RefSeq, a predicted model, not a curated record
ACUAAAUUACAAAUGUUGAAAUUAAAAAUUUUGUAUUAUAUGAAAUUUAGACAAAUAAUAUAACUAUUUGAGGAUUUACCUGACUAUGAAAAUUUGGAAAUUAUUUCACUUUAAUUUUUUGGUAGUAUUUACUAGGAAGGAGCUUCUAGUAUAGCAUUAUUUUUGAAAAAGUGCUAAAAAUUGACAUCACUUAAGCUGAAGUUUAAUAAUAAUAAUAUUUAAUCAACUGGAACAUCUAAAUUAGUAGAAGCUAUAAAUAGUUUUAAAAAUUUAUAGUAUCUUUCCAUUUAGAUAGGUGGUAAUUAAAUAGGAGAUGAAGGUGCAAAUAUAAUUACUUUAAGUCUAAGCAAAUGGGAUAAUCUUAGGAGAUUGCAACUCUAUUUAUAUGAUAAUUAAAUUAGUGUAAAAGAAGUAUCUAAUUUAGGAAAAAGUUUGAGAUACUUAACAUAACUUAGAACUUUAGAAAUUAGUUUUUUAAGAAAUGAAAUUAGUGAUGAAGGAGCAUUAGCUAUAAGUUAGGGUAUAAGUAGCUGUACAAAUCUCACUAAGCUAUUACUAUACUUAGAAUGUAAAAAAAUUACUGAAAAGGGAUAUUUAAUACUUGAUUAGUGUAUAUCAGGCUUAGCAAAUUUGCUUUAUUUGGAUUGCUACUUAUCCUAAGACUCAACAUUACUUUAGUCAAGAGAGAUUCUCAAUUGUAAAAAUAUUAAACAAUUAAAACUAUGUAUCCAAUGGGAUUCAAAUGAUUAAUAAGUGAAGAAGCAUUUAUAAAACCAACUUAAAAUCAAAAGGCUAGUUAAAAUAUGA